AUGGUUGGCACAAAGCGACGACGCGACGCCGACGACGAGAACGACGAGAAUGACGCCACUCCACAAAAGCUGCGUGCUCGCAUCGACAAUGACGCCCUAGAAAAACAAGACCACGACCACGACCACGACCACGACCACGAGCCCCCCGAGGCCCACACGCCGUCGAGAAGGGGGAGGACACGUCUGGCCGAGCAUGCCACCCCGCGCUCCAUCCUGAAAAAGACGGGCUUGCCCAAUGGAGUUGCUGCCACCCCACGCUCCACGAGGAAGCUGCUCUUCGAAACUCCGACCAAAUCCGCCAAACGCGACUCCCCAGACGCCACCCCGACCCUCGUCCGCAACGCCGACCGAAGCGCCCGCAGGAAGAGCAACAGGCGCAUCCUCGAGCGCACCCUGAAUGGCCUGGACAGCGACGAGGAUGCCGAGGACGAAGAGGACGAGCUUGCCCAGCAGAUUCUGGAAGAGCCAGCCGACGAUGCAGAACAGCCCGCAGACGAAGCCCCCCAAGAAGAGGCCCCUGUGCCCGAGACGCCCUCGAAGCGUGGAAGGGGUCGCCCCAAAGGCUCAGGCAAAGUAGGCCGCCCGCGAAAGCAGCGCUCGCCCACGCCGCCCACCGAACUGCCUGCCCACGAAGAGUACUUUUGGCAGAACCGCCCCGCAGGCUCAAAGACGUCCAACAACACCCUCUCCGCACAGAGCCUGCUCAACCACGACGAGUACUUUCAAUCAAUCCAGUCGUACCAAGACCCCCACCAGCCCGAGAGGGACUUUCUGUCAGAACUGCACGGCCGUGCAUAUGACCAGUGGAUAUUCCAACUCGAAGAGGGCUUCAACAUUUGCCUCUACGGCUACGGCUCCAAGCGCAUCAUCACCCAGCGAUUCAUGGCUCACUUCUACCAUGCCCUCCUCGACCGCGCCCCCUACAGAGGAACAAAGAAGACGCCCAAGAUAGCAGUCGUAAACGGCUAUGCCGCUGGCACAACCAUCAAGGAAGUCUUGAUCACAGUCGCAUCGGCCGUUGUGCCUGCGCAUCUAAAGCUUCCCAAUCAGCCCACCGCACUGCUCGACUUUCUGCUGGACCAUCUCACAAACAAUCCACCGCCCCAUGCAGUGCCCGUCAUCUUGAACUCAAUUGACUCGCCCUACCUUCGCAAAGGCACCCUGCCGUCCAUGCUCGCCCGAUUAGCCGCCCAUCCCUCCAUCAGUCUCGUAUGCACAGCCGAUACGCCCCAUUUCCCUCUGCUAUGGGAUGUUGGUCUCAAAACACAAUACAAGUUUUUAUUUCACGACGCAACUACAUUUGCGCCAUACGACGCUGAGAUAGACACUGUUGAGACUGUAAAUGAGCUUCUGGGCCGCAGCGGCAGGCGAGUGGGCGGCAGAGACGGCGUGGGCUUCGUAUUGCGCUCACUGCCCGAACAGGCCCGCGAGCUGUUCCGCAUUCUGGUCAUGGAACAGCUGGCUCUAUCUAUGAUGGAGGGUGCCGACAUGGACCAAGACGACGUUGCUGCGACGCCAAAGUCCAAGGGGGCACAAGCAAAGAACCCACCGCCAGAAUCCAACCAAGGCGUCGAGUACCGCGUGCUGUAUCACAAAGCCGUCGAGGCAUUUGUAUGCACGAGUGAAGUCAGCUUCCGAACACUGCUCAAGGAGUUUCACGACCAUCAAAUGAUAGAAAGCAGGAAAGAUGGCAUGGGCACAGAACGGCUAUGGGUCCCGUUCCGCCAGGAAGAGCUCGAAGGUCUUGCCGAAGACCUCGCGGGAGAGGCUUUUUAAUUGCCAUCUAUGUACAACACGUUAAUCCAACCGCGCCAUGCAUUAACACGAGCAUUACAAAUACAAUUCGCUUGCUCCUGCACUUGGUCCUGGUGGGGCCAUCCACAUCCACAUAUGUAGCGUCGUCGAGGUGCGGGCAUACGCCGGCAGUUGACCCGGCCUUACAAGAAAUUUCUCCAGCCCCACCAUCCACGUCUACCCGGAAUGUCAGCUUCACAUCACGCACUUUCUGCACACAC
Molecule: messenger RNA, 2015 nt
Organism: Exserohilum turcica Et28A
Lineage: Eukaryota; Fungi; Ascomycota; Dothideomycetes; Pleosporales; Pleosporaceae
Exons: 1
Coding region: 1-1776 (591 amino acids)
Biological process (GO): regulation of DNA-templated transcription; DNA replication
Cellular component (GO): nuclear origin of replication recognition complex; nucleus
Molecular function (GO): DNA replication origin binding
Source: RefSeq, a predicted model, not a curated record